CCCGACGAAGACCUGAGAUGCUUGAUCAAGAACGGGGCACAGUACUUAGCUGUUUAUUUAAUUUGUGUAAAAUUGAUUCUGAAGAUUUUUCCCGCUUCUAUCCUGCAAUGAAGAAAUUUUGAGACCUUACCAACAAUUAGAAGACUUAAAGAAUUUCAUGAAGAGAAGCAAAGAAAAAGCACAAAGGAAACAAGAUGCUGAAGAGAGCCAGGCCAUGUUUUCAGAUGUCAUUACAGAGGAUAUGAAACGUGGAGAGUGUAAAUAUGUAAUUGAACCGAGCUUCGUCCAGUGUGAGAACCUGAUAGUAGGACGACUCUCUUUUCUUGGAAUGAAUCCAGAGAUAGAAAGAAUCCUGGAGUUAGAACAAAAAGCUAAUUAUGUGAAAAAGGAGAAUGAGAAAGAUAUUUCUGAUUUUGAAAUGGCAAAUCGAUAUGACACACUGGUGGGGACAGUUAGUCGCAAGUUCAGCACUAAGAGAGAUCACAGAAAUCUACAAGAAUAUGACCCUCCACAAAGUAAAAAGGAAAUGAAGUUUCUGAAACCGUCAUGUGAUUAAUGCAAAACUUAAUUUUUCUAAUGAUUUCCUGUUAUCCUUUGUAAAUAUUGCCAGCCUAUAUAAUUCUGAUAUGUUUGGGUGCCUGUAAACCAUCUGAAUUUUUUUAUAAAGUGACGUUUAAAGGUAAUAUAUUGAUGUCUCAUCACCAGAGUACAGGACAAAAUCAUAAUAUACAGAUAGCUAAUAGAGCAUUUGAAAGUUUGCAGAGUUAAAAAAUUUGUGAAUGAUGGUAACAAAUCAAAAUUAGAUUAAUGAGGAAAUUAGAUUAAAUUCAGGUAGUGUUUCUUACCAUUGAGUUCAGAAACUUCUUUUGUUCUUGCCUGUUUUCUGCAGAUGUGAAGAUUAUAAUAUACUAAACUGAUUUUUCCUCUAGUUCUGUAUUAUUGUGAAACCUGGUAUCCAGUAUUCCAUGUUAAGGAAAGGUUGAGAACAGGGCUUUGGUGGGAAAAUGUGAAGGAAAAAAUAGUAUGAUACAAGUUCUCUUUGACACUAUAUCCAGACUAGUCCUGAAGCCCAGCCAGCCUCCUGUCCAGUGUGUACCAGGAACUCUUCCACUGGGAUGUAAAUUGGCUAGAGCAUGAAGAUUGCUACUCAUCUGCAUCUAGAGAAAGUGUUAAGAAUGUGGUGAGGUUUAUCUCUACUCCAUCACAGGGGCAAGUUUACAUUUUUCUGUAUAGAAGAUUUUAUGUUAUUUCAUUAUGCAGUUUCUUGUUGUGAGGAAAUUUUAAAUUGGAUGCAUUAGUUUUUAAUACUGACAGCAAAAAGAAUAUAUUUGAUUGAGACUAAAAUCAUAGACCAAAACCUGAAGAGUUUCUACUGAUUGUUAGGUAGAAGAUAAUAUACUCACUCAUGGAGCUGAGCCUUUCCUGAGAAGCUGCCAAUUGUGCAGCCACUCAAGAGCAACAAAGUGAAAUAUCAUGAUCUAUCAUACAGUACUGACGUAUGUAAGAAAUUGAAGAUCAGUAUUAUAGUUGACGUGAUAAGUAUGCAUAGGAUCAGAAUUAUAUUGUGCUCAAUGGAAAUAAAUUAAAUUUUAAUAGAGUGCCAAUGUAUGUGAGUUCAAAAUGUUCUGCAGUGAUUUCUUUGAAAUGUUGUGUUGGCUGCACUGCUUAAUUUGCAUGUAGGUAGAAACACGAACUCCCUAUGUGAAUAUGAAAUACUUUGAACCUUGACCAGCCAAUUAUAGUGUUGUAGCAGAGUUAACAUGGUCACUCCCUUAAGUACCAAAGAACAGCAGUGUGUAAUUAUAUGAUUUUGGAGGGCCGAAAGUGUACUAGACAGAAAUUCAUCACAGACUUUCAACACAAUAAGGAAACAAUCCAAUUCUCCAUAG
This is a messenger RNA of Cryptotermes secundus, 1889 nucleotides long. It is a transcript of the gene Mpp6, whose product is annotated as M-phase phosphoprotein 6. Gene Ontology annotation, biological process: maturation of 5.8S rRNA. The transcript is spliced from 3 exons. The record is from RefSeq and is a predicted model, not a curated record. The coding region runs from base 158 to 556 and encodes 132 amino acids. NCBI's taxonomy places the organism in Eukaryota, Metazoa, Arthropoda, Insecta, Blattodea, Kalotermitidae.